This is a messenger RNA of Dermacentor albipictus, 2750 nucleotides long. Its product is annotated as torsin-2A-like. Gene Ontology annotation, biological process: cellular response to misfolded protein. Lineage: Eukaryota; Metazoa; Arthropoda; Arachnida; Ixodida; Ixodidae. Gene Ontology annotation, molecular function: ATP hydrolysis activity; ATP binding. The record is from RefSeq and is a predicted model, not a curated record.
GGUCGAGCGGGGUCAGUAGCAUGAGCGCAAAAGCAGCCGCAACAAGGAAGCGCUGGCAACGCGCAGCAACAUCGCAACGGCAGGCCAACGGUUUCGGCAUGUGUUUCGGCGUCGGUGUUUUUUGUCAUCGGCAGCGGGGCCAUGAAAGCGUUGGCGACGUCCGUUAGUGCGCGCGUAGAGUUGUGAGCAUCCCUUUUUCAAUUGUUGCAUUGUGCUGCUGAUAAAAUGGGGAAAAAACGAUUGGCUAUCACUUAUCCAGGGUAUGAGCCAGAGUACGCUCGUUCAAACUCGGUGCCAAAAAAGCGCUUGGCGAUUACUGAUACCGGACACGAGCGGAAUGGAAAGCUGAUGACGAAGAAAUGCUCCCGAGAUAUCUACCGCCAUAGAGAAACAGCGUCAUCAUCGGAAUGUUUAGACAGACAGUGGAUCUGUAUGAACAGUUUUUGGCAGGCCAAGUGGAGUACGAUUCCGAAAAGAUUCGUCACGCGCUACAUACCCGUCGUCUGGUCGUUCCUACAAGCCUGCGUCUCGCUAGGUUGCCUUUUCCUGGUGUUCCUCUUCUUUCACCCGCAAUGCCUCGACUCCAGUGAGCUGCAGGUGGAGGCACUUAACCUCACACUUCAGCAGCAUCUUGUUGGCCAGAAUAUUGCCAUAAACCGGACAGUGACUGCCAUAGCACGCUAUUUGAAUAGCAGUGAAUCUGCAGCAUCAGUUCCACUUGUGCUUGUGUACGUUGGCUGCUCCGGGUGUGGAAAGACAUACGCACUGUCACUAAUAGCCAAGCACUAUCCACAUACUGAGGCUCUGGUUGCAUCGCACAAGAUAGCACUUGCACGCAAAACAGGAAACGACCUGUUACACUGGCUGCGGUACUCCUUGUCAUCAUGGCGGCCAAACCUUAUUGUCAUCGAUGAUGUCGACCUUGGGCUUGACACAGUGCGGCCUAGUCCACUGGAUGAUUCAUUCAGCACACAGCUGGAGGCUGUUCUUUCAACUUGGGAAAAGGCAAGAGUGCAGAGAGGUCAAGCAGUGAUCUUCGUUCUGUCACUGAGUGGCGGAGGUAAUGUGGCAGAGGGCUUUGCGUUGAAGCAGAUUGCUGAUGUGCGCAAGCAGGAAACUGCAGAAGACAUUGAAAAGCUUAUUGAGGCAUAUCGUGGCAUGUUUCCGCCGUGGUUAAGAAAUGCAGAAAUUGUGCCUUUUUUGCCCCUGACCAAGGCUCAUGUAAAAGAAUGCCUACUGAGGCAACUGGCAGAGCAAACACCAAAAUCCCGAACCAAAGUACUGGCACUCUCUGGUGGUGUUGACAGUCUAUUGGAAGGAUUUACGUUGUACCCAGUGGACAAUCCUGUCUUCUCAAAAUCCGGUUGCAAGGAAGUGCCUAUCAAGAUUGCUUUGGGUGUACUCUGAAAACUUGACUGUAGCAGGAAUGCUAUGCUGUCAGUGAAUGAUAUGAACAGGGAAUGUGCUCAAAGAAAUGCUUGGUGGCAAGUUACUGCAUUUUGAGCAUUCUUGACUGUGAUAAGGGAAAACGGUUGUAGUAGGCCAAAGGUGUACUUUAUUCAUGGUGCCAGUUGCAGCACCACUCUUAUUUCUAUUAUUUUGGUUGUACAAUAGGUCAAUAGAAGGUACAAUAGAAUUUGCACUGCAGAUUACAGUGCGAAUUCUUACAGGAAACAUUUUUUUUUUAUGCAGAAGUUGAAUUUUAUUCAACUGUUUCUUUUAAAAAAAAAUGGAUUAAGUAUGCACCAGAAACAAAUUUUAUGUGCGAUCUUUUACUAAUAAAUUGCUCUGUACACUGGGCAACAAAUGAAAUGUGAGAAUAGGGUCUUGGGAACACUGUUGUGUGUUGGUACACUGGGAGACCUUUCAUGCAUCAGUAGUUCAAGGCAAAACAGGGGAGAGUGCCUAUACUAAUGCAUAUGUUUAAUUACGAUGCUUUUAUUUUUCAUGUCCAUGAUGGCAAAACUGGAUGGAUGCUCAAAUUAAAAGCAAAUAUUCAAUGUCUGCAAAAACAAACUAUCAUAUACUUAUAAAAAAAAACUGAGCUCAAAAUAGACCGGCCAGUGUUCGUUCAAAUGUAAUGUAAAUACUAUAAUUUACAAUAUAAAUGACCGUUCGCUAGCACUAUAGACUAGUUAUAGACUAGUUCAAUGUCACUUGCACCACUGUUCAAGUUCUGCAUCUGUUGCUGUUAUUGCACUAUAACAAAGUUACAUGUUCCUCUUAGCCUCCUAUCGAGGCCACUUCAUCAUUAGGGCAGUUUGUAUCGGUGUUCUGUGAUUAGGGUCUGUGGGACCUCUAAAUUUCUUAAUCGAACUCUGGCACCGAGACUAUAAGCAGCAAGGCAGCCAGAAAAUUUGAGCAGAUAUGUCUUAGGAUAAGGGUGGGGUUAGUACACAAACAUUACUUGGUGUCCCAGCUAACGCAGAGUAAGUGCAAAAAGUCAUGAAAAAGGAAACCUGUGUUUGUGCUUAAAGGGUCACUAAGGGCAAAUACUAAGUCAGGCUAAAGUGAUAGAUAAGUGCUCGAGAAUCUCUAACACGUCAAUAUUAUCGCGAACAGAGCCUUAAUAAUUGAAAAAUAUAGAUAAAUGCUGGACAUGAGUAGAGACUCCCCAGGACAUUCAAGCACUUGCCCAAUGACAAAAGCACUCAUCAGUUAAAUUCUGUUACUAGUACUCAACUAUUCGUUGCAAAAACAUCCUUGUAUUGUUUUAUAAUAUGAAAUAAAAUGCUACUUGUGCAGUUCCA